UGGCACAUGUGACGUGAACAGUACGUGGUCAGACUAGCUCGACAACUAAGCCUGUACUAUGGCGCCGACUCGAUGGGGGUUCGUGAGCGCUGGGAAAAUCUCCAACGACUUUAAGGUGGCCCUGGACACUCUGCCGAAGGAAGAACAUCAAGUUGUGGCUGUGGCAGCUAGAAACCUCGAAAGUGCCCAGAACUUUGCUGAAACUCACAACAUUCCAACAGCUUAUGGGUCAUAUGCAGAGCUAGCAGCACAGAAGGAUAUAGAUGUUGUGUACAUCGGAGCCAUCCAUACCCAGCAUGCCCCAGUGACGACCAUGAUGCUCCAGGCAGGGAAGCCUGUCCUGUGUGAGAAGCCGAUGUCAGUCAACUCCCGAGAGGCGCGGCAGAUGAUCGGCCUCGCUAAGGAGAACAACAUCUUCUUUAUGGAGGCUGUUUGGAGUCGUUUCUUCCCAGUGUACAAAAAAAUCCGUGAAAUCAUCGAGUCAGGGGCAGUUGGGGAGGUUAAGGCAGUGACUGCAUGUUUCGGGGGUAACAUCAGCCAUAUACCCAGGGUAAAAGAAAGAUCCAUGGCAGGUGGAUCCCUGCUGGAUCUGGGGAUCUAUGUGAUCCAGUUUGCCACUAUGGUGUUUGGAGGAGAGGAACCAGAGGACAUCACCACUAGUGGACACCUCAGUGAUGGGGGAGUUGAUGAGAUAGUGACUGUAGUGCUGAAGUACAGUGGGAACAGGAUGGCCACACUUCUGUGCUGUAUGUCUGCAGUUGUGGCAAACGAGGCUUAUGUGUGUGGGACAAAGGCUUCUCUUAAGAUUCCAAACUUCUGGUGUCCUACAGAGGUGAUCUCCCCGGACGGUACCCAUGAGUUUCCCCUCCCUCCACCAGAGAAGCCGCUCAACUUUAAAAACUCCACCGGGAUGAGAUAUGAGGCCAUGGAAGUCAGGAGGUGUCUUCAGGAAGGUUUGAUUGAGAGUCCCCUGAUGACCCACGCCAUGAGCCUACAGAUAGCCGGUAUCAUGGACCAGGCACGGAAGGUGGUCGGGGUGGUGUACGACCAGGACAAGGAAUAAAACACCAUUAAUAAGGGAGUGAUUUUGUGAUCUUAAAUUAAAAUGGAAUGGGGCCUUAUCAGAGGGCCUGCAUGGGGGGUAGUGAUUACAAAUUAUGUAAGAUUUUUGCCACCGAUUACGAAUUACGCUUAACUCUGAGAACUGAUCAUGAACCAUUACAUGUUACCACUAAUGUACUGAUAACGAAUUAAGAUGAUUUAGGGCUGCUGCCUACAGAUUACGAAGAUUAAAA
Branchiostoma belcheri (Belcher's lancelet) is the source of this 1295-nucleotide messenger RNA. Its product is annotated as trans-1,2-dihydrobenzene-1,2-diol dehydrogenase-like. Gene Ontology annotation, molecular function: nucleotide binding. The transcript is spliced from 9 exons. The record is from RefSeq and is a predicted model, not a curated record. The coding region runs from base 59 to 1063 and encodes 334 amino acids. Lineage: Eukaryota; Metazoa; Chordata; Leptocardii; Amphioxiformes; Branchiostomatidae.